AUGCGGAGCCUCCGAGCCCAGUGUUUGUGCCUAACCAAAAUACCUACAAGUGUUCUGAAAAUCGAGUUGAAUAUUUAUUUAUAUUGGCGAUUGCCUAGAUUUUCUUUAAUUCUAUUGGAUUCGCGAGCCGCGUUGUCCACCAGCAGCUGCAGCAAGUGCUGGGUAGCACGGGCAUCGAGGGACGCGCCCAACGAACGCCGGAAGAUCGACGGAUCCCCACAGUGUCUACGGGAGCACCCCCUGGCAGCCGUGCUUGGAGUCACGCGGUCGCCCACCGUGUCCACAGGAGCACCCUCCGGCAGCCGUGCUUGCAGUCACGCGGUCGCCCACCGCGUCCACGGAAUCACUCUCAGUAUUCAACCAAGCACCAGCAGUUUCCCAUCGCGAUCUAAGGGCUAGAGAUCCCACAGCGUUCAUCUAAUCUUAGCGGA
Drosophila subpulchrella is the source of this 431-nucleotide messenger RNA. RefSeq lists its product as uncharacterized. The transcript has 3 exons. The coding region runs from base 1 to 399 and encodes 132 amino acids. The record is from RefSeq and is a predicted model, not a curated record. NCBI's taxonomy places the organism in Eukaryota, Metazoa, Arthropoda, Insecta, Diptera, Drosophilidae.